Messenger RNA from Lasiosphaeria miniovina, 1716 nucleotides. Its product is annotated as ferric reductase like transmembrane component-domain-containing protein. Gene Ontology annotation, cellular component: plasma membrane. Bases 1 to 1716 code for a protein of 571 amino acids. Gene Ontology annotation, biological process: copper ion import; intracellular iron ion homeostasis; iron ion transport. The transcript has a single exon. Gene Ontology annotation, molecular function: ferric-chelate reductase activity. NCBI's taxonomy places the organism in Eukaryota, Fungi, Ascomycota, Sordariomycetes, Sordariales, Lasiosphaeriaceae. The record is from RefSeq and is a predicted model, not a curated record.
AUGCUCUUUGCCCAGGUUCUUUGGUGGACAUUAGGCAUCCUCGGUCUCAUAGUGCUCCUUAUCAGAAUACUCGGCCUCGCCUGGGAAAAACUGCGACUCAUCUCAUCCAUGAGCCAACCAGCAGACAAGCAAGGCUACUGGAAGUUGACGCCGUGGAGCUGGAUGCCCAGCCUGAAGAGAAACCUCAUCUAUGCUCCGCUGUGGAAAAAGCGUCACAAUCGUGAGAUACGGCUUUCGAGUGCUUUAAACGUCGGGACCAUACCAUCCAGGCUUCAUACUGUCAUCCUCCUCGGCUAUGUGGCAAGCAACUUGGGUUACAUGGUGGCUGUCAACUGGAAAAACCCAAACAUGUACGAGGUGUGCGCCGAGAUCCGUGGCCGCUCUGGGACACUGUCGGUCGUGAGCAUGAUACCCCUCAUGAUCUUCGCUACCCGAAAUAACCCUUUGAUCAGCCUCCUCAGCGUUAGCUUCGACACAUUCAAUUUGUUGCACCGCUGGAUGGGCCGGAUUGUGGUUUUCGAGGUUGUGGUCCACUUCGUCUCUUGGGCAAUCGUCCAAGUUGCUGAUGGUGGGUGGGACAGCGUCGGCAUGAAGAUUCUGCACGACAGAUUCAUUGCCUCCGGUACCGUAGGCUCAGCUGCCAUGGUCGUCAUCCUGUUUUUGGCACUAUCACCCGUCAGGCAUGCGUUUUACGAGACGUUCCUGAACAUCCACAUACUUCUCGCAUUUGUUGCAUUCGUCACCACAUGGAUUCACUGCGUUUCUGCCGGGGUCGUAGGUGGUCUCCCUCAGACGCCUUGGAUUAUUGCCAUUUUGCUUCUAUGGGUAGCUGAGAGGCUCGCGCGGACGAUCCGUCUCUUCCACUACAACAGGUCGAAGCGCGGCUACACCGAGGCCUUCGUCGAGCCCAUGCCUGGCGAGGCCUGCCGUGUGACAAUGCACUUGCCACGACAUGUCAGGAUCCAACCCGGCCAGCACGCCUAUCUGCGCUUCGCAGGCCUCAAUCCCUGGGAGAAUCAUCCAUUUUCCAUAGCCUGGUUCGAGGAUAAGCACGGCGAUUCUCUCCUUCCCGUCCACGAAAAGGAUAUGGAGAAGAUUCAGGAACCCACGGGCACAACCGUGUCAUUCCUCAUCAGCGCUCGUACCGGCUUCACUCGGAAGUUGUACAAUACGGCCGUGGCGUCAAAUUCUAGCGCCGUCACCAUGCGCGCUGCCUUCGAGGGCCCAUAUGCCGGCCACAACAGCCUCGACAGCUAUGGGCACUGUGUUCUGUUCGCUGGUGCGACAGGCAUCACCCACCAGAUCAGCUACAUUCGGCAUCUAAUAGAGGGCUAUAAUGCAGGCACCGUCGCCACACGCCGGGUCACCCUUCUGUGGAUCAUUCGCGACUACGAGAUGCUGGAGUGGGCGCGCCCUUGGAUGGACCAAAUCCUCCGCCUCCCGAACCGCAAAGAGAUACUUCGGAUCAAGCUCUUUAUCACCCGGCCCAAGAACGCGAACGAAGUCGUCUCCAACUCGAACACUGUCCGCAUGUCUGCUGGCCGUCCGAACAUUGCUCUCGAACUAGCGAAGGAAGUACGCGAGCAGACGGGCGCGAUGAAGGUUACCGUGUGCGGCCCUGGAGCGCUUGCAGAUGACGUCCGUGACGCUGUACGCAAAGCCCAGAAAGGGACGCAGAACGACAUCCUGUUUGAGGAGGAAUCGUUCACAUGGUAA